Messenger RNA from Saprolegnia diclina VS20, 566 nucleotides. RefSeq lists its product as hypothetical. Gene Ontology annotation, cellular component: extracellular region. Gene Ontology annotation, biological process: carbohydrate metabolic process. The record is from RefSeq and is a predicted model, not a curated record. Gene Ontology annotation, molecular function: cellulose binding. The coding region runs from base 1 to 507 and encodes 168 amino acids. Lineage: Eukaryota; Oomycota; Saprolegniomycetes; Saprolegniales; Saprolegniaceae. The transcript is spliced from 2 exons.
AUGGUGAGUCCCAACGCGCCGUCGGACGAACCGUCGGACGAACCGUCGGACGAACCCACGGACGAACCCACGGACGAGCCGUCGGACGAACCCACGGACGAGCCCACGGAGUAUCCCGAGCCUUCGGACGAGCCGUCGGACGAACCCACGGACGAGCCCACGGAGUAUCCCGAGCCGUCAGACGAACCGAGUGAAGACCCGACGUCGAGCCCGUCGGAUGGUGACGUGGCAGUGUACUACCAGUGCGGUGGUCUGAACCACAAGGGCUCGACGACGUGCGAGGCUGGCAGCCACUGCGUCAAGUUUAACCCGUUCUACUACCAAUGCCGCCCCGACAGCGAGGCCGCCGAGGGCCAAGUACCUGCGUUUGGGCAGUGCGGCGGCAAGGACUUUAUCGGCGCGACCAAGUGCGUUGAGGGGUACCAAUGCGGCGAAAUCAACGAGUACUUCUUCCAGUGCCGCCCCGCGGCCGAGUAUGGCGGCAACCGCCGUCUCCGCGGCAUGUAGCUGUACCGAUCUCGUAACCCACGUAAACCAAUAUGAUAUCUGUUGGCGUAUCUUUGUCU